AGAAAACAGGAAUAACGUUCCAUGCUAAUUACACCUGGUCGAAGAAGACAACUAGGAAAACUAGAAAACAGAAUAGUGAAUGCUAAUUUCAUAAUGAAUUAUCUUGGAAAUGGUGGCACUGCUGUCUCACAACUAUAGGGCUCCGAGUUCACUUGGUGUGAAGCUUUCCCAUUCUCCCACUGUAGAUAUUCUCUGGGUUUCCUCCUCAUGCCCAAGAUGUGUGAGACAGCAACUUUCAAUUGGCCUGUGAAUGUAUGUGAGUGUAGGUGUGACCUGUGACUGAAAGAAGUCAAAUGUUGGGUCCUGAUGUUUGUCCAGGGACACUGGAAAAUGCAUGUGCAGAAAAUGGGUGGAUUAGGGAAGCACACUCAAUUUCACUAUUAAAUUCAGAUUUAAAAAUAAGAAAAAAUGCAUGGUUCUUCAAUAGAAAACUAUUUUAAAAGGUUGAGAAAAUCAUACAAGCAUUUUAUAGCAUGACUCUUUGACAUUCCAUAAUUAUUGUAAGUAUUUAUGACUUCUUCAUCUUAUCCUUUAUUGAUUAUAUUCAUGUAUUAGGCCUGAACCUGAAAUCUGAAUGGCUAACCUGAAGAUGGCUCCAUAUCCCCAUAUUGACAACUUACCUUCAUAUGAACGAAACAUAAACUCAACUCUGCCAGCGCAGCACUCAUCAAAAACACAGUCCAGGUUGGAACUGCUGAAAAGCAAUUUUCAGCAAAAACAGCUUCAGGAGAAGGAAAGAAAAAUGAUUGCUCUGUAUGACCAACAGCAACAGGCGGCUCUCUCCAGAGUAAGAAAUACAUUCAGUCACCAGACUCCACCAUCUGAAUAUAAAGUUAGGAGCAACAAGCAUGGAGGCAUUCAGCAAAGGGGAUACAAUUCUGCAGGGACUCAAAUCAGACAUAAUUAUGAUGACCAUUUUGAACACAGAGCAGCAUCCCUUUCAGGUUCCAAGAAAACAUCUGGUGUGGACAGGGCACACCCGCUUAAACCGGUUUACUACAGAAAAUCUGCUAGCCUGAAUAAUGUAUUUGUUCCACAAGGUAAAGAAAAGAGGGAGACUACCAGAUUCCCUUCUGUGCCGUCUGCCCCCACAGAUACAAGAUACAAUGCAAAAGUGGUGAGAAAGACCUUUGAAGGCCAAAACUUAGAAGAUAUGGUGCACUAUGCAGAUCCAUACAGCAAUUCAAGAGGUGGUUCUUCUAAGUCUGAGUCAAUAAGGGCCCAGCAACAGCGAGCAGAAGAAGCUGAGCAGAACCUCGAAGAAGAGAUCCAUAGGAAAGAGGCUCUCCUUCGAGAGAAGCUGAGAAGGACAGAGGAGGAAUUAAGGAGGAUCCAGAGGGAAAGGGAGCUAAUUGAAGAGGAGGAAAAGAAAGAAAAAGAACAGAUGAUGCAAAGAAAAAGAAGCCAGCUGCAUCACUAUGAUUAUCUAUUAGAAGAGUCAGAUGGUGAGUGGAAGCACGAAUACCAAGGCACAUACAGAGCUCAUAGACGAACAAGUCAACCUAAGGAAGCAAAUGACAGGAGGCAAAUACAAGAUCAGCUAUAUGGUGUGGAGACAACUGAAAGAAGAAUUGCCAAAAGCAAUAAACCUUAUAGCAAUGUAAUAGCAAACACUGGCAAAGCAGAUGGAAUGAAUCCAAAUUCUUAUGAUGACCUACAUACUCACCAAAAAUAUGUGAGUGUUCAAAAUGUACAAAGUCCUCAAUUUGGCACCAUCAGAAGUGCAAUGAGCAAUAACCAAGAUAUAGGAUACAUGGAUGGCUAUAUAAGCACAGGCAGCCAGAAAGAAUUUGAGAGCACCAAAAACACACAACAGAUCUUUGAGGAUGCCUUGCAAGAUGCAGACUCGCAGCUGGUGGUCUGUCAUUCUUGCAACCGAAAAUUUGCUGUGGAGAGACUAGAAAAGCACAGUCAAGUUUGUAUGAAGAUGCAGUACUCCAAAAGGAAGGCCUUUGAUUCUUCCAAACACAGAGCUCAAGGAACUGACCUGGAACAGUUCAACAAAAACAGACGCACAAUUAGCACACCCCCAAAGCCAAAAAACAACUGGAGACAGAAGCAUGAAUCAUUCAUUCGUAAUCUCCAACAGUCUAGAGAGGUGCAGAAAAUUGUCCAAAAGGGUGGAAAGGUAUCUGACCUGCCCCCUCUUCCACCAGAUGACAACCCAGACUACAUUCCUUGCCCACACUGCAGCCGGAAAUUUGCUCCUAGAGUGGCCGAGAGGCAUAUUCCAAAAUGUGAGAAUAUCAAGAGCCGUCCACCUCCUCCACCCAGGAAAAACACAAUGAAAAGAUAUUAAUUUAAAGGCUAUGAAGGAUUUUAGAAUCAGAAUGUUUUCUGCCCUUUCAGAAUUGACUGAAACUGUAAUUUAUUAUGUUAUAGACGAAUACUGCACAUGCAAAGUAAUGUCUUAAUAUACCUUAUAUCAUAUGCAAAUGGACAUCCGCAUAUACCUGCCGAUACCUCUGAUCUGUACCUUCUCACUUAUGUUUCUAUCUAGCCAAUCCUUCUUAGUUUUUCAUCAAUGUUCACAAUGGUAUGUCUUGGAUUAGAGUGAUUGGAUUUUCUUUGUAAAAUGCAUACUAGGGCAUUAAAAUUACACUUCACUUCAGAUUCACAUUGUCUGGUGUGGAUGGUGGUGGCAACAUGCUAAAAUGGACUGACCAAGCCACCCUAUCCUCAGCAAUCUCCUAUUUCCCAAGUUCUCAGGCUUUUUGUACUUUACUAAAUCUACAAUACUUGCAUUUUUACAAUGAUUAAGGUUGAACAAUACUGCUGCAUUUCAUAAAAAUGAUUUACUAAACCCUACAGAAUACAAUUCUUUAGAGUUUAGCUCAGUGCAAAUUUCAAGUUAAAUAAUGCUGCUUUUCCUAAGAAGUUUAAAAUAACAACUGUGAAUGUACUGAUAAUGUUUAAUUUUUUGUUGUGGUGAACAUUUCUUUUUUAUACAAAAUAAAGGUAAUAGUAAAAAAAUACACUCUACUGUGCAAUAAAUUUAGUAUUCAGCAUUUCAGUAAAGCCAUGGACAAUAGACAUUUGGUUUUUCUGUGUUAACUGUGCCUAAAAUUCAAAUUGGAUUAUACAAAGUUAGGCAUCAAUAAAGGGUGGAGAGCUGUCACAUUUUUGCAUAACAUCACUGCUUUCUAAAAAGCCUAAGUUGAUAAAGCAAAGAAUGAUGCCACUUCCUUCAAAUUUUAUGUAAAACUCCACUCCACAUUGGUAAUACAAAGUGUCAGAUAGGAAAUGGUGUUCAUUUUGAAGUACAACAAAAACAUAACAAAAUGCCUUCCUCCUGCUAAUCAAGAUCACAGCGGUUCCUGUAACACAGAGGUUGAGACAUGGUGUUUAAUACUUUGUUUAAUGCUCCUGGUGAAUGCUAAUAGAUAGUGAUGUACAAGUGACAUGAUCUAACUGUAUAUAUUUAUUUUUUUUACCUAACUCUGGAAAUGCAUUCUACUGCACAAACCCUCAUGUACUGUACAAAAAGCAAUACAAUAAGUAUUUGGCGGUGCCUUGUCAUAAUACUCAAAAUAA
This is a messenger RNA of Erpetoichthys calabaricus (reedfish), 3534 nucleotides long. RefSeq names its product zinc finger, C2HC-type containing 1C (gene zc2hc1c). The record is from RefSeq and is a predicted model, not a curated record. Bases 575 to 2299 code for a protein of 574 amino acids. NCBI's taxonomy places the organism in Eukaryota, Metazoa, Chordata, Cladistia, Polypteriformes, Polypteridae. The transcript has 2 exons.